This is a messenger RNA of Ostertagia ostertagi, 324 nucleotides long. NCBI's taxonomy places the organism in Eukaryota, Metazoa, Nematoda, Chromadorea, Rhabditida, Trichostrongylidae. The record is from the annotation of a GenBank genome assembly.
AUGUCAGAGCUCCUCUCAAAGGCUGUACCGAUCGGCGUCAAAUGUCGUGAUGGUGUCGAGAAACUUCUUCAGCGCCUUUUUCGCCGACGCAAUUUUUCCGGAAUCACAACAUUCCUUCCGAUUCUCACUUGGCUACCACAUUAUGACUGGUCUCAUUCUUUCUUCGGUGAUCUCUCUGGUGGACUAACAAUGGCUGUCUUUUCGGUACCACAAGGUAUUGCCCUAGCUGGAAUUACCGGAGUGCCACCGGUAUAUGGUCUAUACACAGCAAUAUUUCCAUCGUUUCUCUACAUUUUUUUCGGUACAUCAAAGCACAAUGCCUUG